AUGGACGAGGAUGGACCGCGAACGGCCGACGAGGAGCCGGAGCCGGGAAGAGCCAAGACUUUCAUCCGCCUUAACGACCUGUCCGGGGCCGGGAGCUGCCCGGGGCCGGGGGAGCGGGAGGUCGGCAGCGGCGAUUCGGAGGCGGAGGCGCUGCCUUACCCGGCGUUGGCCCCCGUCGUCUUCUUCUACCUGAGCCAAGAGAGCCGGCCGCGGAGCUGGUGCCUCCGCCUGGUCUGUAAUCCCUGGUUUGAGCGUGUGAGCAUGCUGGUGAUCCUGCUCAACUGUGUGACGCUGGGCAUGUUCCACCCCUGCGAGGACAUCGCCUGCGACUCCCCGCGCUGCCGCAUCCUGCAGAGCUUUGAUGACUUCAUCUUUGCCUUCUUCGCCGUGGAGAUGAUAGUCAAGAUGAUCGCGCUGGGGAUCUUUGGGAAGAAAUGCUACCUGGGAGACACGUGGAACCGCCUGGACUUCUUCAUUGUCAUUGCAGGGAUGUUGGAGUACUCGCUGGACCUGCAGAACGUCAGCUUCUCAGCGGUGCGCACUGUCCGCGUCCUGCGGCCGCUCCGGGCCAUUAACAGAGUCCCCAGUAUGCGCAUCCUGGUGACGCUGCUGCUGGACACGCUGCCCAUGCUGGGGAACGUCCUCCUGCUCUGCUUCUUCGUCUUCUUCAUCUUCGGCAUCGUGGGGGUCCAGCUGUGGGCAGGAUUGCUCAGGAAUCGCUGCUUCCUCCCUGAGAACUUCAGCAUCCCCUACACAGUGGAUCUGGAGCGGUACUACCAGACCGAGAAUGAGGAUGAGAACCCCUUCAUCUGCUCCCAACCCCGCGAGAAUGGGAUGCGCUACUGCCGGAGCAUCCCGACGCGCAGGGAGGAGGGCCUGGAGUGCACCCUGGAUUACUACGCCUACAACGACACCACCAACACGUCCUGUGUCAACUGGAACCAGUAUUACACCAACUGCUCUGCCGGGGAGCACAACCCCUUCAAGGGCGCUAUCAACUUUGAUAACAUCGGCUAUGCCUGGAUUGCAAUAUUUCAGGUCAUCACACUGGAGGGCUGGGUGGACAUCAUGUACUUCGUCAUGGAUGCACACUCCUUCUACAACUUCAUCUACUUCAUCCUGCUGAUCAUCGUGGGCUCCUUCUUCAUGAUCAACCUCUGCCUGGUGGUGAUAGCCACACAGUUCUCCGAGACGAAGCAGCGCGAGAGCCAGCUGAUGAAGGAGCAGCGGGUGCGCUACCUGUCCAACGCCAGCACACUGGCCAGCUUCUCGGAGCCGGGCAGCUGCUACGACGAGCUCCUCAAGUACCUGGUGUACAUCGCCCGGAAGGGCAGCAAGCAGCUGGUGGAGCUCUACCGGGUGGCGGGUGUGAGGAUGGGCUUCCUGGCCAGCCCUGCCAGCAAAACGGGGGCUGAGCGGCACGCUGGCAAGCGUCGCUCCAGGAGGAGGAGGUCCUCGGUGCACCACCUCAUCCACCACCACCACCACCACCACCACCACUACCACCUGGGCAAUGGCAACCUGCGGGCGCCCCACGCCAGCCCGGAGAUCAGCGACGUGGACACCGGCUCUCUCCACAACGGGACCAACCGGCUGAUGCUUCCCCCAUCGGCCCCAAACCCCCACGUGGCUCCCACCGCCACGGCCAGCGGCACUGAAUCCGUCCAUAGCAUCUACCACGCCGACUGCCACGUGGAGCCGGUGCGCUGCCGGGCAGCCCUCCCACAGCCGAGCCCAGAGGACGUCCCCAGGAGCGCGGUGAUGGGCAGCAAGGUGUACCCCACGGUGCACCCCAGCACCUCCCAUGAGGUGCGGAAGGAGAAGAGCCUGGGGGAGGCGGCAGCGGGGGCUGGCAGCAGCACGCUGAGUGGGCUGAACAUCCCGCCUGGGCCCUACAGCACCAUGCACAAGCUGCUGGAGACGCAGAGCACGGGGUUCCUUUCAGUCCACGUUACAGAUAAAGGGGAUGGAUUUCGAGGUCCCUGCCCAAGCUCCUGCAAGAUUGCCAGCCCCUGCACCAAGCUGGACGGCAGCUCCCGCAGCCCCGAGAGCUGCCCCUACUGCCUGAAGGCAUUGGCCAACGAGGCCGAGCAGACAGACAACGAGACAGACUCGGACAGCGAGGGUGUGUACGAGUUCACACAGGAUGCCCACUACAGCGACCAGCGGGACCCACAGCGCGGCCGAGCCUGGGCCAGGAGCAGCAGCCGGGUGCUGGCCUUCUGGCGUGUGGUGUGCGAGACCUUCCGGAAAAUCGUGGACAGCAAAUAUUUCGGCCGUGGAAUCAUGGUGGCCAUCCUCAUCAACACGCUCAGCAUGGGCAUCGAGUACCACGAGCAGCCGGAGGAGCUCACCAACGCCUUGGAGAUCAGCAACAUCGUCUUCACGAGCCUCUUUGCCCUGGAGAUGCUGCUCAAAGUCCUCGUUUACGGCCCCUUUGGCUACAUUAAGAACCCAUACAACAUCUUUGAUGGGAUCAUCGUGGUGAUUAGCGUGUGGGAGAUCGUGGGGCAGCAAGGCGGGGGGCUCUCAGUGCUGCGGACCUUCCGGCUCAUGCGGGUUCUGAAGCUGGUGCGCUUCAUGCCAGCCCUGCAGCGGCAGCUUGUUGUCCUCAUGAAGACCAUGGACAAUGUGGCCACCUUCUGCAUGCUGCUGAUGCUCUUCAUCUUCAUAUUUAGCAUUCUGGGGAUGCACCUCUUUGGCUGCAAGUUCGCUUCCGAGCGGGACGGCGACACUCUGCCCGACAGGAAGAACUUCGACUCCUUGCUCUGGGCCAUCGUCACCGUUUUCCAGAUUUUGACCCAGGAAGACUGGAACAAGGUCCUCUACAACGGCAUGGCAUCCACCUCCUCCUGGGCAGCACUCUACUUCAUUGCCCUCAUGACGUUUGGGAAUUACGUUCUCUUCAACCUGCUGGUGGCCAUCCUGGUGGAGGGUUUCCAGACGGAGGGGGAUGCGUCCAAAUCCGACUCAGAGGGCGAGCUCUUCCUCCGCAGCCUGGAAGAGGAGGGUGGACUGAAGAAAAACUUGUCAAACCCAGUCUUGGUGGCCCUGAGCGAGCACCCAGAGCUGAAGAAAAGCCUCACCCCACCGCUCAUCAUCCACACUGCAGCCACGCCGAUGCCCAUGCCCAAGAGCGCCGUGUUUGGGGACGCAGCGCAAGGCUAUGAGUCGCGCCGGGCCAGUGGCGUCUCCAUGGACCCUGCUGCCUACGAGCUCAAAUCCCUGCCCAGCGCCCGCAGCUCCCCACACAGCCCCUGGAGCGCCGGCAGCAGCUGGCCCAGCCGCCGCUCCAGCUGGAACAGCAUCGGCCGGGCGCCCAGCCUCAAGCGGCGCGGCCAGAGCGGCGAGCGCAGGUCCCUGCUGUCCGGGGAGGGCAAGGAGAGCUCAGAAGAUGGGGAGAGCUCGGAUGAGGAGCAUUCCAGCCGGGCCGGCAGCGUCAACGGCUCCUUACCUCAUCGCAUGGAGUCGCUGGAAGCAAAGGGCUCCUUUGACCUCCAGGACACCCUGCAGGUGCCUUCGCUGUAUCGGACGGGCAGUGUGCACAGCACUCGCACCUCUGCCUCCGAGCACCAGGACUGCAAUGGGAAAACCUCUCCCAGCCUACUGGUCCAUCAGCUCCACCUGGACGACCCUCGGCCAGACUGCGACGAUGCUGAUGAUGAAGGCAACAUGAGCAAAAGGGACCGCAUGAAGGCCUGGGUACGGGCACAUCUCCCCACCUGCUGCAAGGAGAGGGAAUCCUGGUCCAUCUAUGUCUUCGCUCCUCAUUCCAGGUUCCGUCUGAUGUGCAAUAAAAUCAUCACGCACAAGAUGUUUGAUCACAUCGUUUUGGUGAUCAUCUUCCUCAACUGCAUCACCAUCGCCAUGGAACGACCCAAAAUCGAGCCUCACAGCGCUGAACGGAUCUUCCUAACGCUCUCUAACUACAUCUUCACAGUGAUCUUCCUGACUGAGAUGACAGUUAAGGUGGUUGCACUGGGAUUGUGUUUUGGGGAGAAAGCCUACCUGAAGAGCAGCUGGAACGUUCUGGAUGGGGUGCUGGUCCUCAUCUCCGUCAUCGACAUCCUCGUCUCAAUGGUGUCAGACAGCGGCACGAAAAUCCUGGGGAUGCUGAGGGUGCUGAGGCUGCUGAGGACACUGCGGCCCUUAAGAGUCAUUAGUCGAGCCCAAGGACUGAAGCUGGUGGUGGAGACACUCAUGUCAUCCCUGAAGCCCAUUGGGAACAUUGUGGUCAUCUGCUGUGCCUUUUUCAUAAUCUUUGGGAUCCUGGGAGUUCAGCUUUUCAAAGGCAAGUUUUUUAUCUGCCAGGGGGAGGACACCAGAAACAUCACAAAUAAAUCGGAUUGUGCAGAAGCAAGCUACAAAUGGGUCCGGCACAAGUAUAAUUUUGAUAAUCUCGGCCAGGCCCUGAUGUCUCUCUUCGUGCUGGCCUCCAAGGAUGGCUGGGUGGAUAUCAUGUACGACGGCCUGGAUGCAGUGGGAGUUGACCAGCAGCCAGUCAUGAACUACAACCCGUGGAUGCUCCUCUACUUUAUCUCCUUCCUGCUCAUCGUGGCCUUCUUCGUGCUCAACAUGUUCGUGGGGGUCGUGGUGGAGAACUUCCACAAGUGUCGGCAGCACCAGGAGGAAGAAGAAGCCAAGAGGAGGGAGGAGAAGAGGCUUCGCCGGCUGGAGAAAAAGAGAAGGAAUCUAAUGCUGGAUGAUGUGUUAAUGGAGAGCACAGCCAGCGCGGUGCCAGAAGCACAGUGCAAGCCCUACUAUUCGGAUUACUCCCGCUUCCGCUUCCUGAUCCACCAGAUGUGCACCAGCCAUUACCUGGAUUUGUUCAUCACCGGCGUCAUCGGCCUCAACGUGAUCACCAUGGCCAUGGAGCACUACCAGCAGCCCAAGGUUCUCGACGAAGCCCUGAAGAUUUGCAAUUACAUCUUCACCGUUAUCUUUGUCCUGGAGUCUGUUUCCAAGCUCAUUGCCUUCGGGUUCCGUCGCUUCUUCCAAGACAGAUGGAACCAGUUAGAUCUGGCAAUUGUGCUGCUGUCUAUCAUGGGUAUCACUUUGGAAGAGAUUGAGGUGAAUGCUUCGCUCCCAAUUAACCCCACUAUUAUCCGAAUCAUGAGGGUUCUCAGGAUUGCUCGAGUGCUGAAGCUGCUGAAGAUGGCUGUAGGGAUGAGGGCUCUGCUGGACACCGUGAUGCAAGCGCUGCCCCAGGUGGGGAAUCUGGGUCUUCUCUUCAUGUUGUUGUUUUUCAUAUUUGCAGCUCUUGGAGUGGAGCUCUUUGGCGACCUGGAGUGCGAUGACACACACCCCUGUGAGGGGCUGGGCCGACACGCCACCUUCCGCAACUUCGGGAUGGCCUUCCUCACCCUGUUCCGCGUCUCCACUGGGGACAACUGGAACGGGAUAAUGAAGGACACCCUGCGAGACUGCGACCAGGAAUCCACCUGCUACAACACCGUCAUCUCGCCCAUCUACUUCGUCUCCUUCGUGCUGACGGCCCAGUUUGUCCUGGUGAAUGUGGUGAUAGCCGUGCUCAUGAAGCACCUGGAGGAGAGCAACAAGGAGGCUAAAGAGGAGGCAGAGCUCGAGGCAGAACUGGAGAUGGAGAUGAAGACCAUCAGCCCUGGGCAGCACAGCCCCUCGGACAUCUUCACGUGGAUGGGCGGCGUUGGUGGCGAGAGGCCCGAGAGCCCCCGUGGAUGCCCCCAUCCCCUGCAAAUCAAGGUGGAUUCUCAGCUCUCGUUAGUUUACCCUAUGGAAAGGCACUUGUUUGAUACCAUAUCCCUGCUGAUCCAGGAGUCUCUGGAAGGAGAGCUGAAGCUGAUGGACAACCUGUCAGGCUCUGUGUGCCAUCACUAUGCCCUCCCUGCUCCCGAGUAUUACAGCUCUGAGAACCAGAUCCCUCUAGCUGAGAUGGAGGCUCUGUCUCUGACGUCAGAUAUUCUCUCUGAAAAGUCCUGGUCCUUAGCUCUGACGGAUGACUCUUUUCCUGAUGACACUAACACACUCUUACUUAAUGCUCUGGAAAGCAAUCUGCGCUGCAGGGACGCCGCGCUGACGCCGUCCCCCUGCCAGGACCUGCUGAGCGUCAGGAAGCCGUCGGUGGGCCGCACGCACUCCCUGCCCAACGACAGCUACAUGUUCCACGCGGCCCAGCCGCGCUGCCGGCCCAGCACUGCCUCCCUGCGCCACGGCAGCCCGGCGCAGCGCAAAGCGCACUCAGGUUCAAAGGCGUCGGUGCAGUCGCAGCCAGCAGACACCAGCUCUCUCCUGCAAAUUCCAAAAGACCAUUUCCACCAUGUGAGAGCUCGCGAUCCAUUGGUCAGGGAGGGAAAAGCCCCGGCGGCUGCCCCCAUGCACUCCCCUUCUGCAGAGAGGCUGCUCCGCAGGCAGAUGGCCAUAAGGAACGACUCUUCGGACAGCAAGGAGAACCUCCCCGCCGAGCUGAGUGAGCUCCCCGACCCCGAUAUCCCCAGCACGCCCCAGGAGGAGUCACCAGCUGCUCCGACCCCCUCAGAAGGAGAAGAUUUGGCUGCGUGGAGCCGGGCAAGCGUUCACACACAGCAGCAUUCCCACAAUCAAUACAACGUUUCAAAGCAGGCACCAGCAUCGUGUGCUUGUGCGGACUCUUAUCAGGAGACGCCUGGAGACUCAAUGGACCAAGAAGUGUCUGAAACAAACAGCUCCUCGGAGCCCUUCCCUUCUGAAACUUGCACAGCCUCGAGUGCCUGUUCAGAGGCACAGCCUCUCACUCCUAAGAGGAGCAUUGGCAAUACCGGCAGUGUUACGUUGAAGGACCUGAAGAAAUACCACAGUGUUGACACCCAAGGUCUUCUAAAAAAACCACCCUCUUGGUUGGAUGAUCAAAGGAGACAUUCGAUAGAAAUCUGCUCCAUGGAAAACAGCCCUCAGCACCAUUCCACAUCUAGCUCCUCUGGCUUCAUAAGUCAAGUGGUAAGUGAAAUGGAAGGCUUGCAAGGAACUCGGCAGAAGAAAAAGCUGAGUCCUCCGUGUAUAUCUAUAGACCCACCCAGUGAACAAGGCUUGCUGCCCAGAGGACCUCACAGCAUCUCACCUGCCAGAGGAGACACCUGCCUGAGGCGGCGCGCUCCGUCCUGCGAUUCCAAGGACUCGAUGGAUAUUGGGGAUUCGUUGCUUCCAGACAGCAUGUCAGCAUCUCCUACCCCAAAGAAAGACUUGUUGACACUUCCUAGCUUUUCCUUUGAUCAGAAUGAGAUGGAGCCCUGAGUUACUUUUCUGUUGGUGCCAAAUGUUUUCUUCCUGUCAUGUAAUAGAAAAACAAAACAGAAAAAAGGAAAACAAACGAAAAAAGAACUGUAUUCCAAAAUGGCACUGGGUAAAAUAUUUCCAAAGAAGGAUUAAAGAACCAGCUGGUUAAAGGAGGGGUUAACCUAUAUCACGCUUACUUAAGCAUACGUUCUGCUUAGGUAAAAGCAAUACAAUGUGCAGAAUCUAUAUGUAUAUUAUAUUUUAUUAAAUUAAUUGAAUCUAGUAUUGCGAGAUGUAGUACAUUUUGUGACUAAAGACUCGUUUGAUUUUCCUCUAUUUUAUGUGUCUCAGAAUAUUUCUGAGAUCAGGUGGGUUUAUAUGAACAUUUUAACCUCAAAAAUAUAUAUUUGAUCCCUUCUCUUUUUUUUUCUUUUGUUUCGUUUGGGUUUCAUUUUGUUUUGCAAAGCACAAAAUGUAGCCAAUUAGUGCAUUACGGAGGAAACGUAUCCCACAGUCAGCAGUAAAUAAGAAUUAUUUAAUGUAAUUUAUUUUUCCCCUUGGACUCGAGUCAUUUUCUGGAGAAUACAAAAAUGCGGUAGCGUUCUUUUCUGACAAAAUGAAUUCCCACUCUUGCAUAAAAUCGGCAUCCAGAGGAAAAGCAAGUGCACAAAGCAGGAGCGUGCAGCGCCGAGGGCUGGGAGCGCAGAGCCGGCCGAGCUGCAGCGGGAGCUGCGCGGUGCUGACUUGGAAUGGGCUGUUUUGGAGCUUUGGAUCGUCUGCGGGUGAUUCACAGAAUCACAUCCGUGAUCAUCGGUGGUGGUUUUGCUGUGUGCCUCGGGAAGCCAGCACAGCUGCCUGCAGGGCCUGCUCAGCAGCGCGGUGUCUCGGGCUGUUUCUGCAGUGCAGCCCGUUGCCCCACUGCCCUGCUGAGAGCUGUGCUGAGGUCGUUAAGUCAUUGUUUGAAAUUGCUGUUGAACAGAAGGGAGGCCUGCUGCAGUUGGCAAGUUGUCUUACAGAGUGCGUGUGAGGAGGUCUUGUCGGUACCGAAAUGUUUGCUGGUUUUCAGCAGAAGUUUUUCCUGUCACUGCUGGAGUUAAUUCACGUGAAGAACCUGAUGGAAGUUUUAUUUCCAACCUAGUAAAGCCCGUAAGCAGCAACUUUGUGCUGCAAAGCGUGCAGAAAUGGAAGCCUUCAUAGUCCUUCAUGUGUCCUUCAUAGCCUUCCUUAGUGUCAGCCAUCUCCAAGCGGUCCGUUCUGUGCUGCUGGCAGAGCCUGAAGCCAUGGGGAUGCUGGGGACGCCCUGUGUGCCUCAGCCCGCUGCUCACAGGGCUGACAGGAGGCAGACGUGGAGCUGAGAGGACUCCCCAGAUGGGGGUGAGGUGUGGGCUAAACAGGGCCUCGGAGGCACGGCUGUAAGUAUGCAACCAGCUGCAGCCCUCACAGGGAGACUUUGCUAGCUUCUCUCCUUGAACCCACACAAGCCUGUUGGCUUUGACCUCCUUUACUGCCACCUGAGGAACUUUCCUCCGCAAGCACUGUCUGCGCCCCAUAGAACGCAGGGCUGUGCUCUCAGCACGCUGUGCUGCAGGCAGGGCCACAGCCGGGUCGGUUCCCCUGUGUGCUGUGAGCCCAGACAAACCCACUGGUGCCCAGCCCAGAGCAGAGCCCGUUUGGGGCGGUGACUUCAAACCAACCUUUCCUCAGUUCUUCCCCGGCUCACAUUUAAGGAAACAAUAAAAUUACAGUGCGCUAAGCCUGGGAAAUAUUCUUAAUCCCUUUGUGGUCUUACGCUCCUAAUGAGCACAGCCUUUUCCUUUCACAUUUACUGAAUAAUUUGGGAAAAUAUGACGUUGCUGACCCCAUUCCUUAACCAUCGCUGCGGCACAAAGCGCUGAAGUGACGUUGAUCCAAGCGUUCGGCCCCAAACGCAGCAGCCCCCAAAGGCCGCUCUCUUGUCCAGCUUUGGGCUUUCGCCCCCUGAUGCGGUUUGUGUGAGCAGCAAAAAGUUCACAUCGCACGUGAAUAUUCAGCAAAGACCAGCCGGUAAAAAUGCCGCACGGUGACGCGUUCAGGAAAGGAGAUCUGUGUAAAAUAGUUUGUUUUCUAAAGCAGACGCGUUUUUUCUAGGCGCCCUUUUGAAAAACAGACUCAGAUGUACUGCAGUGUGUGCAAUAAUCUUAAGGGAAUUUUAAAUACCUGCGGGGGGGGUUUUAUAGAAUUUGACUUUUUUUAAACAAAAUGUACAAAAUCCACAGGAAUUCUGUAGGACGGUUCUGUUGAUAGAUUUUUUUAUAUUUUUGUAGAAAUCUAUAGAGAAAUUGUUAAAAGCCUGCGUAGCAUCUUGGGAACAGGAGCAGCUCCAUCUCUGCUUCCCCUUCCAUAACCCUGGAGCCAGACCUGCUGUAGCGCAGCGCAGAGCUGCGUCCAGGCCGCGGUUAUCUGCACUAACGAGGUUUGUGGUAUCGCAGUGCCAUUCCUGUCACUACAUGAACCACCCACCCCCAGAGCUCAGCCCGUGCCGGGGGCACAGCAGUCACGUCGCUAUCAGCUCCUUCAAGCACACCAGCACUUUAUACUGUGGAUUUACUGUAGGCAGACGGGAGGACGGCGUUCUGCCACUGCCAGGCUGACGUGGGAGGAAGCAGAGACUGCGGAUGUGUGUGGAGCACUGCUGAUUCCAGUUUUGCAGCCCCUUGCACAUAGGACUGACUUUUCUAGCUCGGUUCCAGGCUGUUGGUAUUGCAGGUGUUUUGGAGGAGGGUGAAGAAAACGCUGUUUUUGACUUCUGUGGAUUGCACUCAGCACAAGGCGUGUCCAAGGAAAAAGUGUUAUGGUUGUAAAUUAGGCUAAGCCCCAGUCUUCCCUUUUCUGCCCCUCUGGCUCUAAUAACCCAUGUACACUAUUACACCAGGUGACUAGAGUAGGCACGGCACCGUUGCAACGUCCGUAACAACCUAGUGUAUAUGAUAGAACUUUGUAUUUACUAGUUAAUAUAUUGUUAUACUGUAUCAGGUAUAUAGGCCAAGACGAGGUCUGUUGGUCAGGGCAACAAAAGGUGGUAUUCGUGGGCAAAAUCGGGUUCAAAAGUUCCUUUUUACAAAAAGAAAAAAAGACAAAAAAUGAGUGUAAAUCUUUACAA
This is a messenger RNA of Lagopus leucura (white-tailed ptarmigan), 10366 nucleotides long. It is a transcript of the gene CACNA1G, whose product is annotated as calcium voltage-gated channel subunit alpha1 G. Gene Ontology annotation, biological process: sodium ion transmembrane transport; neuronal action potential; positive regulation of calcium ion-dependent exocytosis. The transcript has 38 exons. The record is from RefSeq and is a predicted model, not a curated record. The coding region runs from base 1 to 7245 and encodes 2414 amino acids. NCBI's taxonomy places the organism in Eukaryota, Metazoa, Chordata, Aves, Galliformes, Phasianidae. Gene Ontology annotation, cellular component: voltage-gated sodium channel complex; neuron projection; voltage-gated calcium channel complex. Gene Ontology annotation, molecular function: voltage-gated sodium channel activity; low voltage-gated calcium channel activity.